UGAAUGAUGUAGACGUUUUAACGGAUAAAAAUAAUUAUAACGGUUUUAUUUAUAACGUGACUGAUCGUGUAGCAUUGUGUAUUCGAGAUUCGUUUUUUUUUUUCAAUUAAAUUAAAAAAAAAUGGAAUAAUUAUAAAAAUUUUAUGACAUCGUACACAAUUAUUAUGAAUGAAAAAUUAGAUAAGAAACAAAAAAAAAAAAAAAAAAAAUCAUUCUUAAAGUGAAAUUAUAUGUGCAUACUUAUGUAUGUAUGAAUAUUCUUGACCUAUGAAAUUUUGUUUAAUUAAUUAAUUUAAAUUUUAAAAAGAAGAUUAAGAAACAAAAAAAAAAUUCAAUGUAGUGCAAAAUUUGAAUUUUUAUAUAUUUUUAAUUUGUGUUUCAAGUAUACUGGCGCUUAUAAUUCAAAAUAAGAAGUAAAAUUAUUUAAUUAUUAAAUAUUAUUGUCAAUAAAAAUUAUAAAGAAAAUUAAUAAUUAUUAAAAAUGGAUAAAUUAAAGAGAAUUUUAAAAUUAUCGAUUAUUCCAAUUGGAUUUUUACAAAUAUUUCUUAUGCAAAUGGAUUCAAUUAGAGCAGAUUUGAAUUAUAAUCACAAUGAGAAUAACAAUACAAUUUUUGAGAGUGUACCAACUACAGUCAAGACGUACGAGAAUGAUACAGUUAUGCUACCAUGUACUGUUAAUUCUCCACAGUUUUAUACAAGAUGGUAUCGUGAAAAUGAUAUGAUUAUUGAUUCAAGACACCAAGAUGUACCGCCACCAGAACGUUAUCAUUUAUGGCCAAACGGAACAUUACAAGUAACAAAUGUUCAAACAGAAGAUACAGGUGAUUUUCGUUGUGAAGUUAUAAAUCAAUCUGGAAUUUAUGGUGAACAAGAACAUGCAAUUGAAGUACAAUAUGCUCCAACUGUUAUUACAUCACCAAGCGGCACAGUUGAAUUUCAAAUUGGAACCGUAUUUGAAAUAAUAUGUGAGGCAAAAGGUUAUCCAAAUCCAAUUAUAACAUGGCGUCGUAAAGGAAUUGAUCAACCAAAUCAAUCAGAUCGAUUAGAGAAUCGUAAAAGGCAUUUAGUAGAAAUUGAAUCACGUGAUGAUUCUGGUCCAAUUGAAUGUGUUGCUGAAAAUGGUGUUGGUGAACCGGCUGUUGAUGGAAUUUAUUUGAAUGUUUUAUUUCCUCCAGAAAUUAAAGUACUUCAAAGUAUUGUUCACACGAAAAUCAAUAUGCGUGCCCAUUUAGAAUGUAUUGUAAUAUCAGCACCACCAGCUAAAGUACAAUGGUAUCAUCAUGGGGUACCAGUAACCACUGAUAUGCGUAUUGCACGGAAUGAUGUUGAAAUUCAUAGGAAUAGAUCACAAAGUCAUUAUUAUACAGAAACAAAACAUCAAUUAGUUGUUAAAAAAGUACGUGAUUCUGAUUUAGGAAUGUAUGAAUGUCGUGCUGAAAAUAAAGUCGGUUUUAAAUCAUCAACAAUUGAAUUAACUGGUAGACCAAUGCCAUGUUUAUUUAAAACAUCACCAGUACAACAACCAGGAACAGCACAUACAUUAAUUUGGCAAACUGAGAGUUUAUCACCAAUAUCUGAAUAUAAAUUGAAAUUUAGGCAGGUACCCUCAGGUAAUGUAACACCACAAAAUAGACCGCCUGUUAUGAAUUGGAAUGAACUUACAAUACCAGCUGAGUUUUCAGAGGGAUCUAUUCAUGUUACAACAUAUACUCUACGUGGUUUACAGCCAGCAAGUGUUUAUGAAGUUGCAGUAACAGCUAGAAAUCGUUUUGGUUGGAGCGAUAAUAGUAAAAUUAUAAGAUUUGCAACUGGUGGAGAAGUUGAAUUAAAUUAUUCCACUGAAACUCAUUAUACAAGUUACGAUGAUUUCGAAGAUAAUUUCUUAAAUGAUCAUAGCGUAUCAAGUGUUCAACAAUAUUCAGCUGCAUCGCCAUCAUCACCACAAUCUCCAUCAUCUUCACCUUCACUGUCAUCUUCAUCAUCCUCAAGUAGUAGUCAAGUUACAUAUGCAAGAGCCACAGUUUCAGCGAAUAAUUACAUUAAAUUUAGCUUUAGUCAAUAUUUAAAGUUAUUACUCUUAAUGAUAUUUUAUUUAAUAUAAGUAUAAAUAAUAAAUAUAUUUUAAAAGAUAUUUUUAAUUUUAACGAAUUAUUUUAAAUAAUGUAAGUUUAAGAAAUAAAAUUAAUGUGAAUAGUGCCUAUUUUUA
Condylostylus longicornis is the source of this 2206-nucleotide messenger RNA. It is a transcript of the gene wrapper, whose product is annotated as protein amalgam. Gene Ontology annotation, cellular component: neuronal cell body; axon; plasma membrane. Bases 482 to 2101 code for a protein of 539 amino acids. The record is from RefSeq and is a predicted model, not a curated record. The transcript is spliced from 6 exons. NCBI's taxonomy places the organism in Eukaryota, Metazoa, Arthropoda, Insecta, Diptera, Dolichopodidae. Gene Ontology annotation, biological process: synapse organization; homophilic cell-cell adhesion. Gene Ontology annotation, molecular function: axon guidance receptor activity; protein binding.